GGGAGCGUUCCCGCAGCAACAGGGAAGAUGGCAGCUCACACAUCUCUCACUCAGUUGUCAAGUGGGAACCCUGUAUAUGAGAACUUUUACAGACAGGUGGAUCCUGUGAAUACAGGGAGAGUAGGACCAACAGAAGCUGCUUUGUUCCUGAAAAAGUCUGGACUUCCUGACAUUACAUUGGGAAAGAUCUGGGAUUUGGCUGAUCCCGAUGGCAAAGGCUAUUUGGACAAACAGGGAUUUUUCGUAGCUCUGCGCCUGGUGGCCUGUGCUCAGAGCGGGCAGGAAGUCAGUCUGUCAAGCCUCAAUCUCACAGUCCCUCCCCCAAAGUUUAAGGACACCAGCAGUCCCUCUCUAAGCAGCACAGCAUCUGCCUCCGGCGAAUUACACUGGGCUGUCAGGCCUGAGGAGAAGAGCAAAUUUGAUGGGAUUUUUGAAAGUUUGGCUCCAGUCAAUGGCCUGCUAUCAGGAGAAAAGGUCAAACCAGUCCUAAUCAACUCCAAGCUCCCCCUGGAUGUUCUUGGGAAGGUUUGGGACCUGAGCGACAUCGAUAAAGAUGGCCAUCUAGACAAAGAUGAGUUCGCAGUGGCCAUGCACCUGGUGUACCGGGCCCUGGAGAAGGAGCCUGUUCCUGCGCUCCUCCCCUCUGUCCUUGUCCCUCCGUCUAAGAGAAAGAAGAGUCUGGGCUCAGUGGCCGGCUCAGUGCCUGGACUGCCAGCAAGCCCUCCACCACCAAAAGACUCACUGCGCUCCACACCCUCCCAUGGCAGCAUGAACUCACUCAACAGCACUGGCAGCCUGUCGCCCAAACACACGCUGAAGUCAGGACAGCAUACAGUGAACUGGGUGGUCCCAGUCUCAGACCGUGGUCGCUAUGACGACAUCUUCCUGAAGACUGAUGCUGAUCUGGACGGUUUUGUCAGCGGCCAUGAAGUGAAGGAGAUCUUCAUGCAGUCUGGACUUUCUCAGAAUGUCCUUGCCCACAUAUGGGCUCUGGCAGACACAAGGCAGAUAGGCAAGCUGACCAGGGAGCAGUUUGCCCUCGCCAUGCAUCUCAUCCAGCAGAAAGUCAGCAAGGGCAUCGACCCUCCACAGGCCCUGACUGCUGACAUGAUCCCCCCGUCUGAGAGAGGCACUCCUGUACCAAGUAUGUCAGGAUAUAUGACCCCAGUGGGAUCAGAGAUGGCUGCUCUGUCUGAGAUGAGACGGUACAGUGCCGUGACAUUGUCUCAACCGGUCAACUGUCUGAUGAUCAAGGGGGAAGAUUCAAGAUCAUUUUCAUUUGGCAAUCAGGUUUCUUUUAAAGCGUAAAGUGUUUUUGAUAAAGUGGCUGCACUCACAGAAAGAAUUUGCCCUGGUAUAAAAUGUUAAAUCAAUCAAAGCAAAAGCAAAAUGUGUGCUUCUGAUAAGUCAGUACUCAUGUUUAAUAAAGAAACAAACUUGUUUAGUUUAUUAUUUUCAAAAAGUGUCUCACCAACAAAUGCUUGUGAACCCAGUACUGGACAUCUGUUGUAGUGCUGAAACGAUUAAACGAUUAAAUCGAUUACUAAAAUG
Micropterus salmoides (largemouth bass) is the source of this 1551-nucleotide messenger RNA. RefSeq names its product epidermal growth factor receptor substrate 15-like 1. Gene Ontology annotation, molecular function: calcium ion binding; cadherin binding. The record is from RefSeq and is a predicted model, not a curated record. Gene Ontology annotation, cellular component: plasma membrane; cytoplasm; clathrin coat of coated pit. NCBI's taxonomy places the organism in Eukaryota, Metazoa, Chordata, Actinopteri, Centrarchiformes, Centrarchidae. Gene Ontology annotation, biological process: endosomal transport; endocytosis. The transcript has 13 exons. The coding region runs from base 28 to 1308 and encodes 426 amino acids.